Bombus pascuorum is the source of this 3411-nucleotide messenger RNA. RefSeq lists its product as uncharacterized. The transcript has a single exon. NCBI's taxonomy places the organism in Eukaryota, Metazoa, Arthropoda, Insecta, Hymenoptera, Apidae. The coding region runs from base 98 to 1312 and encodes 404 amino acids. The record is from RefSeq and is a predicted model, not a curated record.
UCAGUUGCGCUGCUCGUCAUCGUCAGUCUACGAUCGUAUUUGCAGUUGAAAGGAAUUGGAGCAAUCGUCGCCAUAUUCGUUGCUAAUUAGUGAUGCCAUGAUGUGUGAAGAAACGAAGAAUUGUCACGCCUGGUUAGACCCGCUGGUCGACAAGAUAACUACGAAUCUCGGCAAAAAUUUCAAUGAUAUACGAUACGAAGUAUCAACGCCUAACGAAUCCUUCUUCCUUUCGAGUUUAUUCUUCGUCGAUAUCAUCUCUAACUCGGCUACCGACAAUGACGACAAAGAGAAGGAAAUAUCGAACAGCGUUGUGGUUAAAACACCGCAAACGUUGAACCGUUUACGCGAAGUAAUGAGAUGGGACGAACAAUUCCACAACGAGAUAUUGUUCUAUAAAAGGUACGCCAAGUAUUACGAUCAAGUGCCUCGUUGUGUUUACGUUGAGCAGAAUGACUCUCUUGAUUCGGUGAUCGUCCUAGAGAAUAUAGUUACUCAGCAAGGUUACGACUUGUGCAAAUGGAAGAGCGAUAUACCGAUGGUAUACACUAUAGCUGCGUUUCGAGAAAUCGCAAGGUUCCACGCGAGAGCGUACACGGUAAAGAAGAAUCAUAAGGAAGAAUUCUUCGAUUUCGUGAAGAAUAUCCAGGAAGUUAGGUUCUGUCCAGAGAGCAUUAUGAAGCUCGUAUUCGAUACAUCUGCGACCAGGUGGCUCGACUACCUUCGAAAGCAGGGCCACGAUAAACAAUUCUGUGACAAGGUCGAAGCUCGAUUCGAGAACGCGUAUGAUUUGGCUCUGAAAUUUAUCGAAGCCGAGGAACCUCUCGCCACGCUAUGUCAUGGCGACUUAACGAUAAAUAACAUGUUCUUCAAAAAUGAAAAUGGUAAACUGAAAACUACAUUUAUCGAUUUCGCAUUAGUACGGUAUGGGUCGCCAAUUUUGGAUCUGUCUACGUUCAUAUGUCUGCAUUGCGCGAAUAAUAUCGACAAAAAUAUGUUGGAUAAUGUUUUGAAAGUGUAUCAUGACUCUUUGAUACAGUGUCUUAAGGAGAAUGAUAUGGAUUGUGAACAAUAUCCGUUCGAGGCUUUCUACGAGGAUUAUAAGAAGAAAGGUCUGUUUGGAUUUUUCAUUGCCUCGUUUUUCCUAUCUACGGUGAUGGGAAAGUGUGUUAUUGGACCGGAAGACUUCGAUCAAAUGGAAAUAUCGGAGUGGAUGAAAACGAUGAGUCACAUAGGUGGAGAUGAAAUUAAUAAAGUUUUGGCGAAUAUGUUGCUGCAAUUAAAUGAAUUUGGAUGUCUGGAUUAUGUACUGUAAGUGAUCAGUAUUUAUUACACUAGUUAUGAUCAACAGAAUCCACGCAUUAUAAAUCCAUUAUAAUCCACGCAAUCCAUUAUAAAUCAAUAAGAUCAAACAAAUGCAAUUUUUAUUAUUAAUUUUAAUUACGAAUUUUAUAAUUGAAUAUUGGAUAUUGUUAGGUUUUAUAAUUUUUGACGAUUUGUUGAAGAGUCAAAUUUUAUUGUUUGAAAAUUGAAAUGUAUAUAGCAGUUACAGAAUCAAUAAAUAAUGAAGAAAUGAGCCAAGUUAUUGUAAAAAAUAUCAUAGAAAUGUAAAAUAUAAUAUAUGUUCUUUAUACGAAACGUAUCAUUAAUCAUCCUUCUUUUUUACCUUUUUCCCCACUUUUACAUCGUAUGACGAAUAAUCAGUAUGAAAAUAUUAAUUUUCUAAUGUUUGUUGACAAAACAUAUUCGCAGAAGUACCAGACGAUAUUUUACGGAUGUUAAUCAGUGUAAUUUCAUUAUAAUUAAAAAAUGAAAACGGUAUAAUUUAUAGAUACCUUAUACGCAUUAUGUAAAAUGCUUUGAAAUUAUACAGAGAUAACGUUGAUAAAGUUGGAAAGAAAUUCGAAAGUGUAUAUAAAUUUUACAAGGUAUUAACUGCAAAUAUAAUUUCAAAAUGUUUUAUAAAACGUUCAUGAUAUAUUUAUAAAAAUUUUAGAACAUAUAUAUAAAAUGUGUUUAUAAAAAUAAUGGUAAUACUUUCGCACUUCAUUGUAUACUAAAAUAUUUAUAAUAGACAUUUGGUAUUUAUCGUCCAUAUGAAACACAUAAACUCCAAUCACUAUCAUACAUUCGUUAUUCACACAAACAGCAUGAAUCGGUACAUAUACAUAUGUAUAUGUGUAUGUAUUAUAACAAUACAUCCUUUCAGAAUAUCGUUCUACGUACAAUUACCAAUCUCUUCAAGAGAAUCCAUCCUUUAAACCAAUACAAUCAAACAUUAUACAAUUGAAAUUUCCAAGAACUUAAUCCUUCAAAGAUUACGCUUUUGAUAUCUUGUACUGCUCACAGUAUACUGUAGCAGAAACCUUCAUAAUCCACUCUAUCACAUAUAUAAAAUAUCACCGAAUUAACAAAUAUAUAUACUAUAACUCUACAUACAUGUAUCGUUCACUCUGAUAAAUUCUCAUUUUGUGUCAAUCCUUUAGAAAAUAAUCCACCAAAUCCGCUAUCAUUAACGCUAACAUUAUAUACAUUUGAAAUUAUCAAAAACAUUAAUCCUUCAAACCCCUGUAAAAUCCAUCUAAAAAUAAUCGGCAAUCCGUGAUACGCGCAAUUAACGUUUUCCAUAAUGAACCGGUAUCGGAAAAUUUGUCGAGAGAUAAGCGGCCAGAGCUUUUUUUUCAUAGAAGUACACGGAUGGAAAACGGGUGCAACAACGCGGGUAAAAGGCUGGUUUAGAAGAGUGCACGCGUGUAUACCCGGCGUCAUAUAGGUAUGCGAUGUACAUAUCCAGCGAAAUAAAGCUCGUAGACACGAGGCAGCGGGGACGAUGCGCGAAAUUAUUCUUUCGCCUAUAUGCAAGUACGGAUCUGCCUUUCAAAUAGAGGCACUCCGUGACGCGCGGAAAAACUUUGUCAUUUCCAUAUAUUUCGCCGAGGACUGACAGCCCUGUCUCUCCCGGGAAAUUCACUUACGCUCUAACCUGAAUUUUAAGCCCGUUAAAUUUUGUUCGUCGCGGCGGUUCCACGCGCGGCCGCGUGUCUUCACGGCCGGAAGAGGAAACGAGGGACUGGAACUUGCGAGGAGAACUUGCAGGAAUACUUUUAGCUUGGAAAGGGACCUGAAACACGCUACCUACAAGAGGUUACCUUCGAUAUCCCAGGAAAUCGUGGAAAAUAAGGAGAAUGAUUAUUGGAUUCGUAGAAUGUCGUUAGAGCUGGUUACGUAGCAAAUGAAUUAACGGUUAUUAAAAGUGCAGACUGUAGCAGGAAAAUUAUACAAUUUCUCGAAGAGGAUUCGUGUAAACUAUUGUUCGAACAAAUACAUAUCGUGCCAUUCAGAAAUUGGUUGAUGUACUUCAUAGAGGAUUCCUUUUUCUAUUGGAAUGUUGUGUCUUUCAGUUAAAUGUUUUUC